Molecule: messenger RNA, 4068 nt
Organism: Saccharomyces mikatae IFO 1815
Lineage: Eukaryota; Fungi; Ascomycota; Saccharomycetes; Saccharomycetales; Saccharomycetaceae
Gene: DRS2
Product: aminophospholipid-translocating P4-type ATPase DRS2
Exons: 1
Coding region: 1-4068 (1355 amino acids)
Biological process (GO): post-Golgi vesicle-mediated transport; phospholipid translocation; endocytic recycling
Cellular component (GO): plasma membrane
Molecular function (GO): magnesium ion binding; ATP binding; ATPase-coupled intramembrane lipid carrier activity
Source: RefSeq, a predicted model, not a curated record
AUGGAUAACGACAAAAAACCUCCCCCACAAAGGAAACCUGGGGAGGAUGACACGCUUUUCGAUAUUGAUUUCUUAGACGAUGCUACUUCUCCCUCUGGAUCCCAUUCAAAGACUACCAGAUCACACGCGAAUACGAAUUAUGUACCAGCGGUUCAUGUAUUUCCCGAAGAGACCAUUGAUUUAGAUGCUGAUGACGAUAACAUUGAAAACGAUAUGCAUGAAAAUCCAUUCAUGAGUAACAAUGAUGAUGACCAAAUGUCUUGGAACGCUAAUAGGUUCGACUCAAGUGCAUAUCAACCACAAUCAUUAAGGGCAGGCAAACCUCCCGGUCUAUUCACUAGGUUUGGCAAUGGUAUUAAAAAUGCCUUUACGUUCAAACAGAAGAAAGGGCCCGAAAGUUUCGAGAUGAACCAUUACAAUGCGGUUACUAACAACGAAUUAGAUGACAGCUAUUCUAGUUCGAGGAAUAAGUUCAACAUCAAAAUCCUUUUCAAUCGGUAUGUUCUAAGAAAAAAUGUUGGUGACACAGAUGGGAAUGGUGAACCGCGUGUCAUUCACAUUAAUGACCCCCUAAUCAAUUCCUCAUUCGGUUAUAGCGACAAUCAUAUAUCCACUACAAAGUAUAACUUUGCUACCUUUCUCCCCAAGUUUCUAUUCCAAGAGUUCUCUAAAUACGCUAACUUGUUUUUCUUAUGUACAUCAGCUAUUCAACAAGUGCCCCAUGUCUCACCGACCAAUAGAUACACAACUAUUGGUACUUUGUUAGUGGUUUUAAUUGUGUCUGCCAUGAAGGAAUGUAUCGAAGAUAUCAAGAGAGCCAAUUCUGAUAAAGAGUUAAAUAAUUCGACAGCAGAAAUAUUUUCAGAAGCACAUGAUGACUUUGUUGAGAAACGAUGGAUCGAUAUUCGUGUAGGUGACAUAAUCAGAGUUAAAUCAGAGGAACCUAUUCCUGCAGAUACCAUAAUUCUAUCUUCUUCCGAGCCAGAAGGUCUUUGCUAUAUUGAAACUGCGAACUUGGAUGGUGAAACCAAUUUGAAGAUUAAACAGUCUAGAGUGGAAACUGCCAAAUUUAUCGAUGCUAGAACCCUGAAGAACAUGAAGGGAAAAGUUGUUUCCGAGCAACCAAACUCUAGCUUGUAUACAUAUGAGGGUACUAUGACAUUGAAUGAUCUUCAAAUACCGUUAUCCCCUGAACAGAUGAUUUUGAGAGGUGCAACCCUGAGAAACACCGCCUGGAUAUUUGGUCUAGUUAUUUUUACCGGUCACGAAACUAAAUUAAUGCGCAAUGCUACUGCAACUCCAAUUAAGAGAACCGCGGUCGAGAAAAUCAUUAACAGGCAGAUUAUUGCAUUGUUCACGGUUUUAAUUGUGUUGAUUUUGAUUUCUUCUAUUGGUAACGUUAUUAUGUCUACUGCAGACGCCAAACAUUUGUCCUAUCUUUAUCUGGAAGGAACCAAUAAAGCUGGCUUAUUCUUCAAAGAUUUUUUAACAUUUUGGAUUCUAUUUUCUAAUUUAGUCCCUAUUUCUUUAUUUGUUACCGUUGAAUUAAUCAAAUAUUAUCAAGCUUUUAUGAUUGGCUCAGAUUUAGAUUUGUACUAUGAGAAAACUGAUACACCAACCGUGGUUCGUACAUCAUCUUUGGUUGAAGAGCUUGGUCAGAUUGAAUAUAUCUUCAGUGACAAAACAGGAACUUUAACAAGAAAUAUCAUGGAAUUUAAAUCAUGCUCUAUUGCGGGUCAUUGUUAUAUUGAUAAAAUACCCGAAGAUAAACAUGCUACCGUCGAAGAUGGAAUUGAAGUUGGUUAUAGAAAAUUUGAUGAUUUGAAGAGAAAGCUAAAUGAUCCAUCUGACGAGGAUUCACCUAUAAUUAAUGACUUCUUGACAUUACUAGCUACAUGUCAUACUGUUAUUCCAGAGUUCCAAAGCGAUGGAUCUAUUAAAUAUCAAGCAGCUUCUCCAGAUGAAGGCGCGCUUGUUCAAGGUGGUGCAGAUUUGGGGUACAAGUUUAUAAUCCGUAAACCAAACUCUGUAACUGUAUUACUAGAGGAAACUGGUGAGGAAAAAGAAUAUCAACUGCUAAACAUUUGUGAGUUUAAUUCUACAAGGAAAAGAAUGAGUUCCAUAUUUAGAUUUCCGGAUGGUUCAAUAAAACUUUUUUGUAAAGGCGCAGAUACUGUCAUUUUAGAAAGAUUGGACGAUGAAUCUAACCAAUAUGUGGAAGCUACAAUGAGACAUUUGGAAGAUUAUGCAUCUGAAGGGUUGAGGACGUUAUGUUUGGCCAUGAGAGACAUAUCUGAAAAAGAAUAUGAAGAAUGGAAUAAUAUUUACAAUGAGGCCGCGACUACGUUAGAUAACAGAGCAGAAAAGUUAGAUGAGGCAGCAAAUCUCAUCGAGAAAAAUCUGAUAUUGAUCGGCGCGACCGCUAUCGAAGAUAAGUUACAGGAUGGUGUCCCAGAGACUAUCCAUACGUUGCAAGAAGCGGGUAUCAAAAUCUGGGUUUUAACUGGUGACAGACAAGAAACUGCUAUCAAUAUUGGUAUGAGUUGCCGAUUAUUGAGUGAAGACAUGAAUUUGUUGAUCAUCAACGAGGAAACCAAAGCUGCAACUGAGAGAAAUUUGCUGGAAAAGAUUAAUGCCCUCAAUGAGCAUCAAUUGUCAGCACAUGAUAUGAAUACUUUAGCGCUCGUAAUUGAUGGUAAAUCAUUAAGCUUUGCCUUAGAACCAGAAUUAGAAGAUUACUUGUUAACUGUGGCGAAACUUUGUAAAGCAGUUAUUUGUUGCCGUGUAUCUCCACUGCAAAAGGCUUUAGUGGUUAAAAUGGUAAAAAGAAAAUCAUCUUCACUAUUACUAGCUAUCGGUGAUGGUGCCAAUGAUGUUAGCAUGAUCCAAGCAGCUCAUGUUGGUGUCGGUAUUAGUGGUAUGGAGGGUAUGCAGGCUGCUCGUUCUGCUGACAUAGCUGUCGGCCAAUUCAAGUUUCUAAAAAAACUAUUACUGGUUCAUGGUUCUUGGUCUUACCAAAGAAUUUCUGUUGCAAUUCUGUAUUCCUUCUACAAGAAUACAGCUUUAUACAUGACACAGUUCUGGUACGUUUUUGCCAAUGCCUUUUCAGGUCAAUCAAUUAUGGAGUCAUGGACAAUGAGUUUUUAUAACUUGUUCUUCACUGUUUGGCCCCCAUUUGUCAUUGGUGUCUUCGAUCAAUUUGUUAGUAGUAGAUUACUUGAACGUUAUCCACAAUUAUACAAAUUAGGACAGAAGGGUCAGUUUUUCUCUGUCUACAUUUUUUGGGGGUGGAUUAUUAAUGGUUUUUUCCAUUCUGCAAUAGUAUUUAUUGGCACCAUACUGAUUUAUAGAUACGGGUUUGCCUUAAAUAUGCAUGGUGAACUAGCUGAUCACUGGUCUUGGGGUGUAGCUGUUUACACUACAAGUGUUAUUAUUGUUUUAGGGAAGGCUGCCUUAGUGACCAACCAAUGGACGAAAUUUACCUUAAUCGCCAUUCCUGGAUCCUUCUUAUUCUGGUUGAUUUUCUUCCCAAUCUAUGCCUCUAUAUUUCCUCAUGCCAAUAUUUCAAGAGAGUAUUAUGGUGUGGUUAAACACACUUAUGGGUCCGGUGUAUUUUGGCUAACUUUGAUUGUUUUACCCAUUUUUGCUUUGGUAAGGGACUUUUUAUGGAAGUACUACAAAAGAAUGUAUGAACCAGAAACGUAUCAUGUUAUUCAAGAAAUGCAAAAAUACAAUAUCAGUGAUUCUAGACCGCACGUUCAGCAAUUCCAAAAUGCUAUCAGGAAGGUGAGACAAGUGCAAAGGAUGAAAAAACAAAGAGGAUUUGCCUUCUCACAAGCAGAGGAAGGGGGUCAAGAAAAAAUUAUCAGAAUGUAUGAUACUACCCAAAAGAGAGGUAAGUACGGUGAGUUACAAGAUGCUUCGGCAAACCCAUUCAGUGAUAAUAAUGGGCUAGAAAGUAAUGGCUUUGAAAGUCCUGAACCGUUCACUGAAAACCCGUUUGCGGAUGACAUUCAAAAUCCAAAUAGGUCCAAUUCCUCGAGAGACGAUUUUUCAUUUGAUUUAUAA